AUGUCUAUGAAUGAUGAUAGCUUUUUAGAUGAUGACGAUGAUGAUGAUAUCCUGUUAGAGUUGGGUUCACGUCCACCAAAGAUAGCAACACAAUUCUUUUCCACCGCUCCUACACAAUUUCUUCCUGAUACGAAACCAUCAUCACAAGAACAGCAACAACAAACUGCUCCUAGUGACAAUGACAACGUUGAUUCCGACUUAAAGAUGGAAUUGACUAAAGCUCAAGGUGAAGCAAGUAUGCUUCGUGAUAAGAUCAAUCUUUUGAAUCAGGAAAGGGAACUCGAAAAGCAAGCACAGAAGAGUAAUAAAGAAACUACAGAAUCUUCACACAAACAUAAACUGGAACAGUUACAAAAAGAGAUUCAGUAUCUGCAGGAUGAAAAUAAGUUCUUGAAUUUAGAGUCUAAAAGAUUGUCCAAUUAUAAUAGAUCAAAACAGAGAAUUUCAAGAUCAGGAACUCCAGACACAGCUAAUACCAGUAAUGUAACGGAUACUAUAACUACAACAACAACCUCUGCUACAAAUAUUUCAACUGCAACGAUUAGUACAGCAUAUACAUCACCACUUGUAAAGAAACGUAAAAUAGAAGAAUCAACUCCAGUUCCAAGAAAGAAUUAUAUAAGCAUUAAUCCAACUAGAGUUACUCCAGAUGAAACAAGUGAAUUCUUUGAUACUUUAAUGUUACACAAGAUAUGCGGUGUUGAAUUAACGACUAUAGAGAUACUAAGAAGGAUAAAGCUAGGACAUAUAGAUACAUUCCAUCAUGGUUCUUUAAUAAUUAAAACAGAUGAUUCAAUUGGUGACGCCAUAAUAGAUUUAUUAUUAAAACAUAAAAAAAGUGCCAAGUUGAAUAAUUUCAUAGAUACACUUUUAGAACAUGUUGGUAGUUUGAUAAUACAAAUUUCAAUGGAUAAGAAAGAAUCAAAUUUAGCGGUACCAUUCUUGAUUGUAUUAAUGCAACAAAGUAUGAUAUUUAGACCCAGUGCAGUACCGUAUGUGGCAUUAAAGGACAUUUUCAUUUUUGCCUGUGAUUUAAUAAAAAAAUUCCAGCAUGUAUUAAAGGAAUCAUUGCAUGAAUCACCAUUCGAAUUAUAUGUAGAGCCCCAAAUUUUCCAAUAUGAACUUAUUGACACAUUAAUAGUCUUUUAUUCCUUUGAUAUGCUCGAGACAUCAUUACGAAUUUUGCAAUCACAUCAGGUAGAUGCUAUCAAAGGAUUUUUUGAUGAAUCAACAAUGAAAUCAAUUGAGUACAUAUACAAGACAACUUUGGCUUUAUCGUUUAAGACAAAAACCAAUGUUAUAUUUAAUACGGUUGAAAUAUUGAAUAUACUUUCGACCAUGGCUUUAAUGGUGUCAAGUAAUGGUAAUUUAAUUGAAUAUAAAUGGUGGUCUGAUUGUAUAAUUAGGCUAUUUAAUGUACUGAACAAAGAGAUUGAUAAUCGAAAAUUAUACGAGGAGGAUAAUACUAAUUUGUAUCUUUCCAGAUUUGAUGAUUUUUAUGGGUUAAUAAGGAAUAUUGGUAACAAUUCUAUCGGUAGAGUAAUUGUCAAGCUAAUUGAUGGAGAUAAGUUACAAAGUAUCCCCAAAGUAAUUUCAAAAGAUGACUUAACAUUUGACACUGAAGAUAAUUUUAUGAAUAACAAUGAGCUUGAGAAGUGGUUUCUAGAAUUAAAGGAAACUAUUUUGAAUAUUAUAGAUAAUUUGAUGAUAAUAUAUUCAAAUGAACGUGAUAUCAUCAAUCAUGAAUUAUUAAAACAAAUGGUUCAAAUGCUAACAAAGGAACAAAAGUUCAUGAUAGAGAAGAAAAUUGGGCAGUUGUCUAUGAAUCUAGGGCUUAGAUGUGAAAUAAUUGAACAUUUAAUAAGUAUAGUAUACAACAUAUUAAUGAAUCAUAAUGACAAAUUAGGGAAGGAGAAUGUUAAGGAUAUAGAAAGUGAAUUAAUUCUGGCAUUGUGGAGGAUUGUAGCGUCAUAUGUAAAGAAACCCAAUGAAGAUGAUAUAAUGGAUAAUGUGCAGUUAAUAGAUAAAUUGUAUGAAAUGAGGAUAAGCGAUGAGAUUGAGGUGUUUGACGAAUCGAUGGAGGAUAUGCCAGAAUAUAUGUUACAAGAAUUAAAGCAUGAUUUAGUUGAUAGAGCACCAAGAAUCAUGCAAUUACAGUAUAAUAAAAUAUAUCAGGAAAUGGCAAGGGAGAUAUUAGAAGCACUAGACAUAUCCUUAGAAGAGAUGGACUCGUUGUAUGUGGCAAUGGGUGUGUAG
Molecule: messenger RNA, 2256 nt
Organism: Vanderwaltozyma polyspora DSM 70294
Lineage: Eukaryota; Fungi; Ascomycota; Saccharomycetes; Saccharomycetales; Saccharomycetaceae
Gene: LCD1
Product: Lcd1p
Exons: 1
Coding region: 1-2256 (751 amino acids)
Biological process (GO): DNA damage checkpoint signaling
Source: RefSeq, a predicted model, not a curated record